AUGAAUAUACUAUGUCAUGUUAUGUGCCUGCUUCUUCUGGGAGUCGUUUCUUGCCAGAACAACCGAAAUGCCAAGCCAAGUGGAAAAGGUGCAAAAAAGCCAAACAUUAAAGCAGUAGAGACCAGUCAUCAUGGUCCUGAAGAUGAUCCGAACCCCGGGCCGGCAGGUGCUGCUGAGCCCAGUAAAGACACCAACGCUGGAGGUCGAGGAGCCACACAACAAAGCACAUCUACCAGCAAACUCACUGAUGAAAUGAAGCUGUAUUUUCUUAAGAACACAUUAGUGACAUGCAACGAUGGGACUGCCGCUGGGUUUUACCUAAAGGAGUUCAAAGGAAGCAGGAGAUGGCUGAUAUUUUUGGAAGGUGGCUGGUGCUGCUACAACAAAGAGACAUGCGACUCCAGAUAUAAAACUGUCCCCCGUCUCAUGAGCUCAACUGACUGGCCUCAGACACGCAAAGGCACCGGUAUUCUGUCUGCACAAAUCGAUGAAAAUCCUCACUGGUAUAAUUCCAAUAUUGUGUUUGUUCCUUACUGCUCGAGCGAUGUAUGGAGUGGAAACAAAGCAGCGUCAAAACCCAAACAGGGAAAAGAAACAGAAUACACUUUCAUGGGAUCUGUGAUCAUUCGGGAAGUCAUCAAAGAUCUUGCAGCAAAAGGUUUGAAACAGGCCAAAGUUGUGAUGCUGGCAGGGACCAGUGCCGGAGGAACAGGUGUGCUGCUGAACAUUGACAAAGUGUCCGGUCUCCUGGAGCAGUUGGGUGUGGACGCACAGGUGCGAGGUCUCGUGGACUCGGGCUGGUUUCUGGAGAGCAAACAGCAGAAGUCACCUGACUGUCCCGACAGCGCCUCCUGUACCCCGGUUGAUGCCAUAAAGAAAGGUCUUCGGUUGUGGAAUGGUGUUGUCCCAGACAAGUGUAAGCAGCAAUACAAAAGAGGCGAGGAAUGGCAAUGCUUUUUCGGACACAAACUGUACUCCCACAUAAGAGCUCCUCUGUUUGUGGUGCAGUGGUUGUUUGAUGAGGAACAGUUACGACUGGAGAACAUUUAUAUGGGCUGUCAGUCUCUCUCUGAGCAGCAGUGGACUUACAUGCAGAAUCUGGGAAAAGAGCUGAAAAACUCUCUCAAAGAUGUGACGGCUGUGUUCGCCCCCUCCUGUCUGUCUCACACUUUAAUUACCAAGAGCACCUGGAUGGAGUUUCAGAUCAAGGGCACAUCCGUGUCUCGUUCUCUUCAGUGUUGGGACAGAAGUCUUCAGGAGGCCAAUAAGAACAGUAAAACCGCUCUGAAGGGCUGUCCAUUUCAUCUCAUAGAUAACUGCCAAUGGCCUCAGUGCAAUCCCACCUGUCCGGCUCUGAUCGAUCAGGUCACACAACAGGAGAUGACUCUUCUCCAAGUGUUGGCCAGCAUGGGUCUGGACCUGCAUAAGCUGGGACUGGAUGCAGGAGAAGAUAUUUCGGCUGGAAUGAUCAGCAGCGGUGGCUAA
This is a messenger RNA of Triplophysa dalaica, 1485 nucleotides long. It is a transcript of the gene notum2, whose product is annotated as notum pectinacetylesterase 2. Gene Ontology annotation, molecular function: hydrolase activity. The transcript is spliced from 11 exons. Lineage: Eukaryota; Metazoa; Chordata; Actinopteri; Cypriniformes; Nemacheilidae. The record is from RefSeq and is a predicted model, not a curated record. The coding region runs from base 1 to 1485 and encodes 494 amino acids.